Messenger RNA from Spinacia oleracea (spinach), 1568 nucleotides. Its product is annotated as cytokinin riboside 5'-monophosphate phosphoribohydrolase LOG1-like. The transcript has 7 exons. Bases 717 to 1346 code for a protein of 209 amino acids. Gene Ontology annotation, molecular function: hydrolase activity, hydrolyzing N-glycosyl compounds. Gene Ontology annotation, cellular component: nucleus; cytosol. Gene Ontology annotation, biological process: cytokinin biosynthetic process. The record is from RefSeq and is a predicted model, not a curated record. Lineage: Eukaryota; Viridiplantae; Streptophyta; Magnoliopsida; Caryophyllales; Amaranthaceae.
AUGGGAAAACAGUGGUAAGAUUAAAUUUUGCAUUAGUCUUUUUCUAAUACAAAAUUGUAUUAAAAAAAAAAAAAAAAAAAAAUUCUUGCUCAAAGUAUUAAGGAGUGCCUCAAGGGCCCUCAACAAUAGGCACUCAAUAGAGUGUGUGACUGCGUGUGUGUGUGUACUACUGGACUAGUAGGUUGUUACAAUAAUGUAGCUAAAGACAUCAUUGACCAAACAGAAGGAAAACCAAUUGAAGUGGAUCUUCCUCAGAAGUUAACAAAAUGAUGAAUACCGUAAAUAGUUUCCCCAAGAGGGAGGGAAGGCCAGCUUGCGUGUACCUUUCUAGUUUCUUUGUUUCCUAAGUAUGGUCCACCUGCAGGAUUGUUUCAAUAGUCAAUAUCCCAACGUAAAUAUUAGUGAUGUCUCGCUCUUUUGCAUGGUUACCAACUCUAUAAGUAGCAAACUACUUUACCAGGUAACAUCUUGGUUUAUUUUUGCAUCAAGGGAGACCACAAAAAGAUAGGGAAAACUUCAGUAGCCUACUGUUGGUAUUUACUACUAGUCCAAGCAUUCAAAAGGCGCUUCAUAGAGGGAGGGAGAAGGAUAAAGCAAAGAUCAAAAGUAACAGAUGUUUCUUCCACAUUUCUAGUCUCUCAUUGUAAUAUACAAACCUCAUUCUGUUUUAGAGCAUUGAUUUCGUUCCUAUCUCUCCAAUCCUAUCAACUUAGAAAAUGGAAGUGAUUCCAUCAAGGAGAAAUAAUAACAGGAGGUUUAGGAGAAUUUGUGUUUUCUGCGGUAGCAGAGCUGGAAACAGACCCUUGUUUGAUGAAGCAGCUCUUGAACUUGGUAAACAACUGGUGGAAAGAAAAAUCGAUUUGGUUUAUGGAGGAGGAAGUAUAGGCCUUAUGGGAACCAUAUCUAAGACUGUAUUUCAAGGUGGAUGCCAUGUUCUCGGCAUAAUCCCUAGACCGCUCCUGCCAAUUGAGAUAGUAGGAGAAACACACGGGGAAGUGAAGAUAGUUGCAGACAUGCAUCAGAGGAAAUCAGAAAUGGAAAAGCAUGCUGAUGCUUUUAUUGCUCUUCCUGGUGGUUAUGGAACCAUGGAAGAACUGUUAGAAAUGAUAACUUGGUCCCAGUUGGGAAUUCAUGAAAAACCUGUUGGCUUGAUGAAUGUUGGUGGGUACUUCAACAGCUUGCUUACGUUAUUUGAUAAAGGGGUUGAGGAGGGUUUCAUAGCAAAGGCAGCAAGAGACAUAGUGAUUAUAGCAGAUUCAGCAGAAGAGCUGCUGAGGAAGAUGGAGGACUAUGCACCAGCACAUGAUACAGUUGCACCCAAACAUGAAAGAACCAACUCUUCCUAAUUCAUCUGUUGUAUACUCUCAUACUCUCAUGUGCAAACUUCAAUUUGUUAGAGUUCAAUAGCAAAUCAUAGAAGCCGGUAACAAAAACGUAAAAUUUCUGUCAUGAAGUAGAAGAAAUAUGACCUAGCUUGUACAUCCAUUUGCACAUUUCCUCGUUGUCUUUUUGGGCCUCUCAAUCACAUCAAUGAUCAAUGUAAAGGGAGACCUUCCUUAGCCUCUGUA